Molecule: messenger RNA, 1062 nt
Organism: Aspergillus sclerotioniger CBS 115572
Lineage: Eukaryota; Fungi; Ascomycota; Eurotiomycetes; Eurotiales; Aspergillaceae
Product: zinc-dependent alcohol dehydrogenase family protein
Exons: 2
Coding region: 1-1062 (353 amino acids)
Molecular function (GO): oxidoreductase activity
Source: RefSeq, a predicted model, not a curated record
AUGGCCAGGCAAUGGGUCUUGACGGGCCAAGAAGGCUUCGAGACGUCCCUCGAGUAUCAACCGGACAUCAGCAAACCAUCAGCUCACGACUUAGGUCCCAACGAGGUCUUGGUCAGGAUAUACGCUGCAAGUCUAAACUAUCGUGACUUGAAGAUUGCAAGCCCUGCGAAUUUCAAUGGGGCAAUCGUCCCUCCGCUUGUUCCAGCCUGCGAUGGUGCUGGCAUGGUAGGGGCUGUCGGAUCAUCCGUGAAGGAGUUCAGUCCGGGAGACCGAGUCGUCACACACCUUGCCCCUAAGAAGGUGGAAUCCCACGGGGACAAUGCUCCCCUUGGCCUCCCCGAUUCUCGCCCUGCUCUCGGACAGGGACUCCAUGGCACCCUGCGAUCUCACGGAGUUUUCUCGGAAUAUGCUCUUGUCCAUGCACCUACAUCAUUGGAAUGGCUCCCUGCAGCUACUCUGACCUGCACUUGGACCACGGCAUGGAACGCCCUCUUCGGGUUGAAGGGCAAGGAAGCUGGCCCUGGCUCAUGGGUGCUCGUCCAAGGCACAGGCGGUGUCAGCAUAGCCACUCUUCAGCUCGCUGUAGCAGCAGGUGCCACUGUUGUUGCUACCACAUCGAACGACGAGAAAGCAGCUCGUCUCAAAGCGUUGGGUGCGACUCAUGUGGUUUCGUACCGCACCAGCCCGGCCUGGGGAGAUGAGGCACGACAAUUGACUCCCGACGGACGCGGUUUCGACUUUGUCAUUGACAUUGGGGGCAAUCAAACGCUAUCCCAGUCUCUGGCGGCGGUGCGGGUCGACGGGAUUGUGCUGGUAGUGGGCAUGGUCGGCGAAGACACUGCGCCGGUGCCGUUGUAUACUGCUCUGCUGCAUACUUGUAUUGUCCGUGGCUUGCUUGCAGGCAGUCGCAAUCAAUUCCGAGAAGUGGUUCGCUUUAUCGAUGAGAAGGGCAUUGUGCCUGAGGUGGAUGAGGUGGUGUUUGAGCUUGCAGAGGCAAAGAGCGCGUAUCGGCGUCUGCAGGAGAAGAAGCAUUUUGCGAAGGUCGUGAUUCGGAUUGAUUAG